Messenger RNA from Helianthus annuus (common sunflower), 1218 nucleotides. Its product is annotated as transcription factor MYB1. The record is from RefSeq and is a predicted model, not a curated record. Lineage: Eukaryota; Viridiplantae; Streptophyta; Magnoliopsida; Asterales; Asteraceae. Gene Ontology annotation, cellular component: nucleus. Gene Ontology annotation, molecular function: DNA-binding transcription factor activity, RNA polymerase II-specific; RNA polymerase II cis-regulatory region sequence-specific DNA binding. Gene Ontology annotation, biological process: regulation of DNA-templated transcription. The transcript is spliced from 2 exons. Bases 97 to 1059 code for a protein of 320 amino acids.
CAAACCCAAAAUUGCAGUUAGCCAAGUUGGUACAGUUUUAGAGAGAGAGAAAGGAAAACCCAACGGAAUUCUAGAGAGAGAAACAGACGAAAACAGAUGAACAACGACGCAACCGAAGCGGAUAUGGUCAACUUCGUUGACUCUAACCGUCCAGACGACGUCGUAGAACCAGCCGAUGCUACGGCAGCGGCGGAAUCCGGUGACAAGCAGAGCAAAGUUAGAGGACCGUGGUCGCCGGAAGAAGACGUGAUAUUAAGCGAACUCGUCGGAAAAUUUGGCGCCAGAAACUGGAGCUUAAUCGCUCGACGUGUUCCCGGUCGUUCUGGAAAAUCGUGUAGGUUACGGUGGUGUAAUCAGCUAGAUCCUUCCGUUCAACGCAAGCCGUUUACUGAUGCAGAAGAUAGGAUUAUAAUCAAAGCCCACGCAAUACACGGUAACAAAUGGGCAUUAAUCGCAAAACUCUUACAAGGUAGAACAGAUAACGCAAUCAAGAACCACUGGAAUUCCACCCUGAGACGCAGACGCAUCCAUCCGAACGCCGUAUACACGUUACCAUCCACCACCGAAACCGACAUCAACAACCUCGACACCACAAAAGCAUCCUCCGAAGACACAUUAUCAAACGAACACAACCUUAACCCACCAGAAACCGACGACGUCACAACUCAUCAGACUCUUACCCGUCCAACCCCACAUUUUGGAGCAUUUUCCGUUUAUACCCCUGCAAACGGUAUUCAAAACGGGGCACCGGGGAUGGUUGUACCCACGCAGGGACCGUUAGUACAGGCGUGUAAACCCAGAAGCAUCGGGUGUAAAUUUCUUAAAGGUUAUGAAGAGUCUGUGGUUCCGUCAAGCUGUGGUCAUGGUUGCUGUUCGGGUUCGGGUUCGGGUUCUCAAACGUCGUUACUGGGUCCGGAGUUUGUUGAAUAUGAAGAACUUCUUCCGUUGUCAAACGUGGAACUAGCCACUAUCGCUUCGGAUCUCAACACCGUUGCGUGGAUUCAAAGCGGGCUUGAAAAUCCUGGAUCCGUUUCCCUCCCGGUUGAAGGAUUGAGUUGAAAUGGUCGGGUAUUAGUUUAACUUUCUGGCUAUAUAUAUAUAUAUAGGCUUACAAAGAUCUGAGUUACUAGCCAAAAAUGAUCUAUAGAGUUUGGUUUUGGUCCGUUAUGGUUUACAUAUAUCUGAAUAGGGAAAUGGUCAACUGCUGUUUUCAUGUUA